Messenger RNA from Lineus longissimus, 4178 nucleotides. Its product is annotated as calpain-15-like. NCBI's taxonomy places the organism in Eukaryota, Metazoa, Nemertea, Pilidiophora, Heteronemertea, Lineidae. The transcript has 13 exons. The record is from RefSeq and is a predicted model, not a curated record. Gene Ontology annotation, biological process: proteolysis. Gene Ontology annotation, molecular function: calcium-dependent cysteine-type endopeptidase activity. The coding region runs from base 208 to 3060 and encodes 950 amino acids. Gene Ontology annotation, cellular component: cytoplasm.
UUGUGUUUUCCCACAUGAAAAUGAGUAAACAUAGUAAUUUAAUAGCAUAUCUGAUAUAGACUGAAUAUCCUUCAGUUGUAAAAUAGAUGGUGAGAACUGAGAUUAAGCCGAAAAAACAGGAUUUUUCAGGACGACCCCGUUGUGUUGUGUUCUGAUAGACAGGUAUGAGACACAGGUAUUCUUCCUAUUCAUGUAUAGACGGUGAAAAUGAGCUCCCAGCAAGAAUGGCAAUGUCUGCUGUGCACUUACUUCAACAAAGCACGGGUCAACAAAUGUGAAAUAUGUAAUGCUACCAAACCAGUGAGUUCUCCAAGUGAUGAUGAAGAUAUGGAUGAGGAGUAUGGAACAGGACAAAAUGAAAUGAAUGGCAUCGGCAUCAGUGGGCAGAGACCAACCCCACUGCAGGGAAAAGGCCGGUUGGACUCGAAACAAAACAUCUGGGUGUGUCGGCGCUGUACUUUAGAAAACGGAUUCGCUUCAUCUAGAUGUAGCGCUUGUGAUACUCCGCGUGUUUCAAAUGUACCUACAAGCCUACCACCGAUACCUGGUGCUACGCCAGCGACCUCUAACAAUGGUAAAGCAACUACACCAUCAGCCCGCUUGUCAAUUGGUGAAGCCUUUACAUCUGUUUUAAACAAAGCACGUGAUCUCCUUCCGUCUAUUCGGCCGAAUGAUUCACCAACAUCAUCUGGUAGUUCGGGACAAAUGCCUGACGAACAUUGGACUUGUGAACAUUGCACUUUUAGCUGUAACCCUGUCUGGUCAGAGAAAUGUGACACUUGUGACACACCUAGACCAAUUAACGGCAUGGUUCCAAAAUCUCCAGUUCAAAUGGAAAACAAUUCUGUGCGCUAUCUUCCAAAACCAAAUGUUAGUGUCGUCAAACCUGCUGUAUCUUUACUCGAUACCAAAUGUCAUGAAGGUUGGCAGUGUAGUAAAUGCACUUUUGUCAACGAUGUUAAAAGCAAAAAAUGUGAAAUGUGCAAUGCAGACUCGCCAGCUAAGAUCAGUUCAAGGCCGUCUGCUAGUUCAACUUUUAUUCCAUCGGCAACAAGUUCUGUGAUUCCUUCUGCACCUUCUGGGGACAUUUGGCACUGCCCUAAGUGCACCUAUAUGAACAACCCAAGGUCUCGGAAGUGUUCGCAAUGCAAUGGUGACCCGCUUGCCCCAGUUUCCCCCCCUGAAAGUCGUCGGCAGUUACAGCGGCAAGAGACAGUUUUGGUUGAUCAACUGCGUCAAACGGAGGAAAAAAAGGCUCUGGAUCAAAUGGAGGAGAUCAUCACGUUUUGUAAGGAGAACGGCCAUUCUUUUGUUGAUGAUUCAUUCCCACCCUUUCCGUCCUCGCUCUACCUGGACCCACAACACCCGUCGUCUUCUCAUUAUGUGCAAUGGCUGGCUCCGAGCUCGAUUGCACCAGACCCAGUCCUUGGCUCGGAGCCAUGGCGUGUGUUCAGGUCCCCUCGACCAUCCGACAUCAAUCAAGGCUUAUUGGGAAAUUGCUGGUUCCUGUCAUCGCUAGCUGUAAUCGCUGAGAGGCCAGAGCUCGUGGAAAAGGUGAUGCUAACCAAGGAAUUCAGUCCCCAUGGUGUUUAUGCCGUCAGACUCUGUAAAGAUGGCAAAUGGACCACGGUUGUGAUAGACGAUUUAUUGCCCUGUGAUGAGAGAGGGAGGUUGCUUUAUUCAAAUGCUAGUCGCCGCCAGCUCUGGGUCCCACUCAUUGAGAAGGCGUUGGCCAAGCUGCAUGGGUCCUAUGAGGCUCUUAUUGCUGGCAAAUGUAUCGAAGGUCUUGCCGUUCUGACCGGUGCACCUUGCGAGAGUAUCCCAUUACAAACAGGUAGCAAGGACCGUCGGGAUGAACCAGUAGAUGCUGAUUUAGUCUGGGCACAGCUACUUAGUUCUCAUGAAUCGGGAUAUUUAAUGGGUACGUCGUGCGGUGCUGGUAACAUGAAGACAGAAGACGAUGUAUAUGAGACAGUAGGCCUCCGACCACGCCACGCUUACUCCAUCCUUGAUGUGAAGUGUAUCUGUGGAAACAGAUUACUGAGGUUGCGUAACCCAUGGGGGAAGUUCUCGUGGAAGGGCGACUGGUCGGACACAUCACGGAAGUGGGAUGAUGUCCCACCAGAUGUGCGGAGCCAACUAAUGGUACAUGGAGCAAACGAGGGGGUGUUCUGGAUGUCGCUUGGUGAUAUGUUGAAUUAUUUUGACAGUAUUGACAUCUGUAAAGUUCGCCCCGGUUGGCAGGAGGUUCGACUAGAUGGCGCUUUCCCUACGAAUGGACAGGGCCCAGUGAGGGCGGCAGCCUUGACCAUAUUUGAGAACACGCAGGUUGAUUUUAGCCUCUACCAGAGUGGGGACAGGGGAAAAGACGGUCAGAAACGUGGUAUCAUGGAUCUGUGCAUCCUGAUCUUCCACGCACCAAGAUCGUCUGCGGUUGGUGUCGGAUCACUUGUAUGUAACAGUAAGAGAGUCUUGAAGAAGUUUGUGACCUGUAACGCCAUCUUGGAGCGUGGAGAAUAUCUUGUCGUAUGCACGGCAUUCAACCAGUGGACUCCAAUGGUGCCGCUGGAUGGUUUCCCGAAGUACGUCCUGGCACUACACAGCUCGAAAAAGAUCAUGGUCGAGCAGAAGUUAUGUCCGGAACACACGCUAGCAGACGCUGUGAUACGAUUGGCUGCUGCCAAGGGAAGGCCACAUGAGGGGCGCGAAGGAAUGACGACAUACUAUUUAUCACAAGGUUGGUCUGGUAUCAUUGUCGUGGUCGAGAACCGCCACCCUAACUAUUACAUCCAGGUGCAAUGUGACUGCACGGAGAGUCAUAAUUUGGUGUCGACAAGAGGCAGUUAUAAGACGGCUGACAGUGUACCGCCUCUUCACAGUCAAAUCCUAAUUGCAUUAUCGCAUUUAGAGGCGAGUGAAGGUUACACGGUCUCGCAUCGGUUGCUGCACAGGAUGUCGCAAUAUCAGGACCUUGGCGAAUGGAGUAGUUCUCAGGAUUGCCACAACGUGCCAAGACUAUCGCCUGACGUCUAUGGUCUUCAUCAACCCCGUCCAUUAUAAAAGAAAGCAGACGAUAUCAGUGAUGUUAUUUAAAGACAUCAUGGACUGUUGUCCUUGUGCUACCUCUGACUGUGCCAUCCACUGGCAUCCAUUCAAUACUUCUUUCAAGCUAUGCCAGCUGUUGUUACUAUCCUACAAACUUUUGAUGUGUCACAGUCUAGUCAGCAUGAUGAGGAUGAUCCACCAAACGUGUCGGGAAUAAAUGUUGUGACAUCAUGGUGGCCGAAGAAACCUGUUUGUGACUGUAUCGGGAAGCCAUUGGAUUGCCCGCCUAACUAUAUUUUGUUGAUGGCCAUCAUAAAAUAUAUAUUUGUUUGGAGGACUUGUCCUUCCGCAAAUUUUUCUGAUGGUCUUUCUGUGACGAAGUUUUUCAUUGUGUUUAUGACGAUGAAUGGUGGGAAUUCAUGAAUAGAACUUGUGAUCGUAAGCUGAGGCUUUAUGUUGCUUUCUCUGCAAGUUUAUCUGAAUGUUGAGGAAAGUGGUCAACCUUCAUUUGUGUGGACUUCUCAUAUCUUUUUAUUUUAUGUCUCUGAUUGAUAUAGAUAUCACGUUGUUUUAAGUACUUCUGAAUCAAAACUAGUGAUUUGGUAAUCCGAGUGUUGUCUCCUCGUAAAUAUGGUGCGUCAGUUUGCAACAUGGCAUUCUGCAUCUCUGUCCAAUUUGUAACAUUGGUGUAUACUUGAUCAAGGUGUAAGGGAACUUUGAUUUGCAAAAGAAGGUCAUAAUAUGUAUAGAUGCCUUUGCUUAUUCAUAAUGCAGCUAUUGAUAUUUACGUAUGGAAGUUAUUUUUGUGUAAGCUUUUGAUUGUUUAAGCAACAAUCAACAAUGUAUUGGACCUUAUCUCCUUUUAUACCCUAGAAUGGGAGUCGAGAAUUGGACUCCAACCUAUGAACUUUUCUUCCGUCUGUAGUCAGGAAGAUUCCUCCUCCUUACUAUGUGAAAGGCGGCUACUUAGUAAUUGGUUGUGGUCUCUACGGGGUGGAUGAUAAGUACCCUCCAACUCCGGGUAAUAUCUAGGGCACCAAGGAAUUUCUGGAUCACAAGACGUGAGAGUUAGAUCUGUCGUUCAGUUGAUUUUCUCACUUGGUUGUUUGAAUAAAAUAUAUAUCUUAACAUUA